CCCAUUUUAUAAAUCCUAUCACAAGUACUUCUAUUUGUUUUUAUAAUUGCUCGACACGGCGCAUAAGGUAGUUCCAUUUUAACCAAGAAAAUGGCAAAAAGUCCUGCUAAAGAAAGUGAGGGCGUGGCCACAACAAUUUAUAUUGAAUGUACAGAAGACCAAGGUCCUCCCAAUCUGUCUGCAGUUGGCCAGUUAAAUGUUACAGUGAAAGAACCUUUGGAGAAUGAGGACAUUUCUGAAGCUACUCCCAAAAAAAGAGGGCGGCCACGCAAAGAUUCUUUUAAUGAAAAUAAAAAAGUGAAUGAAAAAAAAAAUUUAAAUGAGAAUAAAAAAAGGGGGAGGCCAAGAGGUUCUAUAAAAUCUAAAAUUUCUCCUUCUCAUGAUAAAGUUGACUUGAGUUUGGGUGAAAAUAAAAGGGAAAGCAACGAGAGGCGGGACCAGAAAUAUCCGAAAUUAGAUGAAAAUGUCACAGACCCUUUUUUAAUGAAGAUAUCAAAAAUAUUUUCUAUUGUGAAAGAUGAGAAUGUCUCAGGAAAAAAUUCAAAAAAUAUCCCAGGUGUUCAAAAUGCUGACGUAAACGGGAAAAAAAUUGAAAAAUCACCCACCCGUUUCGAUGAUUAAAACACAUGUGAGAAAAUUUGCCAAGGAAUCGAAAAUCUCGGAUGAAAACACUUCUGAUACGACGGAUACCGAUCUUGAGGACGAGGAACCUCUCAUCUCAGAUGAGGAGGAAAAGAAUCUCGAUUCUUCCGACUCUGAGGAACUUAUGACUCUCAGUGAGUUGCGUGAACGAAAACUCUCCCGAGAAAAUAACGAUGAGUUCGCUGAUGUUGAAAAUGAGAAGAAAUUUAAGGACUCGGACCAGGAAGAUGUUUCUUCAAAUCCCGAUUUGAAUCAACCAGUUUCAUCACCUGAAGAGAUAGAGCAAAGCUCAUAUAAAGAGCGUGCAUCACCGUCCAAAAAGGUUGGCAACAGAAAAUAUGGUUUGGGUAAAGUAAAUGGGAGUCCAGGAUUAAGUAGUAAGAGGUUGGCAGUGUUAAGACGAGGGAAAGCAAAGCUAGAUGCUAAAAGUUCGGUCUACAAAGCAACACAUUAUGGGAACCUGAGAGCUAAAAGAGUAACUGAAAAAACAAAGAAAAGAAAAUACACCAAACCUGUGAAGGAAACUUACACCUUUCCAAAAGCAAAUGAAAGAAAUGGUAAACCAGUUUUGCAAAGUUUGGUUCUGAAGCGAAAACCCGGUAGACCACGCAAAGAUGAGAGCAAUGAAAAUAAUGUGGAAAUCUAUCAUGGUAAAAAAACGCGUGUCGUUGUAUCCAAGCCCCGAACAUUUAAACACUUUGGUACUGUUGUACCUAUUAUGAAAAGAAACAAGCUUCAAACAAUCCAAAAAGGUAAAGUCGUAAAUAUUUUAAAUAGCUCUUACAAAAGCCAAGAGCGGAAUAUUCAUAAAUUGGAAAAUGGGACAACUUCUCUUGGCGAUAACCAUGUUACAAGAUCUUACAGACAACAGAAAAAGAUUAACUGGGGAAACUACCAACCUCCCAAGUUAUUAGUGCACGUGACUUCUUCUUUAAGCUGUGAUGUUGCUGCUGUUGGAACUCAAUGUAGUGAGUACUUUGAGAUAUGUAUCCAGUCAAAACAGUUCAAUAAUUCAAUGGUUGAUGAUGAAGAGUCAGAUUCUGCCCCAACAAAUAUUCCUGAAGAAACGCAGCCAUAUAGAAAUUUCAUUACACUUGAGGUUAUGGAAGACAUUACUGCUUGUCUUAGAAAAGCCGAGGAUGAUUUAUCAAAAGCAGUUUUGCUUUGUGCAAAAGGAAGUAUAUUUUCUUAUGGUCUCGAUGUGGAAGAUUUGAUGGAACAUGAAAAUCCACAGAAAGUUCUUGAUGCAUUAAGGAGAAUGAUUGAUUCUUUCAUUCGGUUUCCUAAACCAAUAAUUGCCGCAGUUCAAGGUCCUUGUGCAAGCUUGGGUGCUUCAAUACUCGGGUUAUGUGAUCUGGUUGUGGCAAGUAACAAAGCUGCGAUACAAAUGCCCUACACACUACAAGGGUUAACACCUGAUAGUUGUUCUUCUUAUUUACUCCCAACUAUUGUUGGCGCACAGCAGGCGAACUCUCUGUUGCUUGGAAACAAAAUUCUCACAGCAUUUGAGGCUCAUCAGAUCGGGUAUUUCACGGAAGUUGUUUCACAUGAAGAGCUCAUGGGAAGUGUCAUGAAUCAUAUGAAUAGUUUGCGCUUUGCAGCACUGCCGUCUAUUAUUGCAACCAAGAAGCUGUUGAAAGCUCCACACAUUGCCCAGCUUGUUUAUGUGAAUGAUUCUGAAAUCAGAAAUCUCUCUGCCUGUCUAUUAGACCCACAAUGUCAAUCAAAUAUGCGAACAUUUGUUAAAAGCAUGUAUUAAAAUUUUCAAGAAAUUUAUUAACAAACCUUUUCUAUCGUGCUAAUUUUACAAUUAGCUAAUGUUGUGCUUUAAUGUUUUUACAAAACUUGUUGUAUUUGUUUUUUAUUAUUUUUAAUAAAUAUUAGUGUUUUCAAAAUAUUUCAGUAAAGUGAAAAUCUCAAAAACUUAUUGUUUGGGACAAUAUGGUGUUAAAAACCCAAUUUUAAAUAAAGUAAAAAAUGAGAUUUUUAGUAACGCAAAUUCAGUGUCCAAAUAUGCUUAAUUUUCGUUGUUCACUUCUUGUUUUCUUGCAUAGUGUAUUUAAAUAGAUUAAAACAUUUGAUUUAAUCUCUUUGGUGUAUUUCACGCCUAAAUAAACACACUGCUUGAAA
Ciona intestinalis (vase tunicate) is the source of this 2772-nucleotide messenger RNA. The record is from RefSeq and is a predicted model, not a curated record. Lineage: Eukaryota; Metazoa; Chordata; Ascidiacea; Phlebobranchia; Cionidae.